GUUGGUGGCCUGUUCUUCCAAUCGGAUCGAUUCUGUUACAAUAAAUCAUUAAAAAAUCUUAGUCAAAUUAAGAUUAAGCAUAAGAUCCUGCUACUUUUUAAUUUAAGAUUUGCAAUCUAUUGUAUUUAAUGAUGAUCUGUUUUGUUUUUGUUUUAUUCCAUUUUUUAGUAUUUAAAUCUUUGUAUUUUAUUGGAUGAAUGGAUGAAAUACGCGGUGUUUAUAGAAACAGAAUGAUUCUAUUUAUACGUCUUAUUCUCAUUCCAUUUUGCUGUGAUUUUGUCCACCGUUUUCAAAUUCUUCAUUUUCGUCGUAUUCCGUUUCUGUCGCUUUGGAUUCUUCGUUUUUCUUUAUAAUUGCUGUGUGUGUAAUUCUGUGAACUCUGAAGGAUUCGACAUGGCUGUUAAUAUCAUCAAUGAUGGAGAUCGAUCGCCUAGAGUUGUACUCAGUGAGCCAACCGGAUCAACAGCGGAGGUGCUCUUGUAUGGAGGUCAGGUUGUUUCUUGGAAGAAUGAAAGGCGAGAAGAGCUACUUUUCAUGAGCAGUAAGGCUGUUUGGAAACCACCAAAAUCCAUAAGAGGUGGCAUACCCAUUUGCUUUCCUCAGGUUGCAAAUUUUGGUGCACUUGAGCAACAUGGAUUUGCAAGGAAUAGGUUAUGGUCAAUAGAUGAAGAUCCUUCACCUUUACCUCCACCCAACAAUCAAUCAAUGGUGGAUCUUGUAUUGAAAUCAACAGAAGAGGAUCUGAAAACAUGGCCUCAUAGAUUUGAGUUGAGGCUGCGUGUGAUUGUUGGUGUUGGGAAGCUUACUUUGAUCCCUCGUGUGAGAAAUGUUGAUAGCAAAGCUUUCUCAUUUUCUAUUGCUCUUCAUAACUACUUUUCUUUAUCAGAUGUCAGUGAAGUACGUGUUGAAGGGUUGGAGACACUUGAUUACUUUGACAAUUUGUUAAUGAGAGAAAGGUAUACAGAGCAAGCAGAUGCAAUUACCUUUGAUGGAGAUAUCGACCGCGUGUACUUAAGCACACCCAACAAAAUUGCGAUAAUCGACCACGAAAGAAAACGAACAAUCGUCCUACGUAAAGAAGGCAUGGUGGAUGCAGUUGUCUGGAACCCUUGGGAUAAAAAGUCAAAGGCGAUUCAAGAUUUGGGCGAUGAAGACUACAAAACAAUGCUAUGUCUUGAUGCCGCAGCCAUUGAAAAUCCAAUAAGUUUAAAACUGAAUCAAGAGUGGAAAGGUCGGCAAGAACUUUCUAUUGUCUCUUCGAGUUAUUUCAGUGGACAGCUCGACCCACGCAAGGUUCUUGGCUCGCGCUAAUUAUAAUAAGUUUUUUUUUUUUUUUUUUUUUUGAAUCGAUUUGUUUGUUUUGGUGCGUAAUAGUACGAUGAUUUGGUGUUGGAAUUGUUUAGAGAGAGAGAGAGAAGGUUUGUUUGGUAAAAGGUGUCGCUUUUUUCUAGACAUCGUUUGAAACUUUUUAGAAUCGGUGUUUGAUUAAGUUAAAAAAAGUAGCAUCUUGUUUGCAA
This is a messenger RNA of Lactuca sativa (garden lettuce), 1517 nucleotides long. Its product is annotated as putative glucose-6-phosphate 1-epimerase. The record is from RefSeq and is a predicted model, not a curated record. Lineage: Eukaryota; Viridiplantae; Streptophyta; Magnoliopsida; Asterales; Asteraceae. Gene Ontology annotation, biological process: carbohydrate metabolic process. Gene Ontology annotation, cellular component: cytoplasm. Gene Ontology annotation, molecular function: glucose-6-phosphate 1-epimerase activity; carbohydrate binding.